Molecule: messenger RNA, 4218 nt
Organism: Blepharisma stoltei
Lineage: Eukaryota; Ciliophora; Heterotrichea; Heterotrichida; Blepharismidae
Source: the annotation of a GenBank genome assembly
AUGGUCGAUCUACUUCUUUUUAUCAGCGAAGAUGCAUACUCUUAUAAAAAUUUUCCUUCCAAAAUUAUAUUUUAUACACAAUUCUAAAUAAAAAAUUGCCAAAAAUGAAAUAAAAAUCUCCUAACCUCUAUAAAAAAUUACAGCGCCCUUCAAGGAAUCAGCUCAAAGCAUCUAAUCGAAAAGAAUUUCUCACUAACCUACUCAGAAAUUUCUUCCCUUUAUGUAGAUCUCAACCAAGAGUUUCAGUCCCAGCCCAACAUUGACAUCUGAAAAAUUUACGCAGCAUGCGCUGUAAAUUCUAUUCUUUAUCUCCCCUCCUCCCCUUCUCCAAGCUCUCAAGAGCCUACAUUUACCCCAGAACAUGUUAAUAAUUCUAUAAGCUACUUUAUGUUUUUAUGGGAAAAUUAUCAAUUAGCAUUCCCUGACGCCUAUGAGAGGCUGGCCUCAAAAAUAACUGAGGCAAUAAAUAGUUGUGAAGAUUUCCAGUUAUUAUUAAAAUGAAUUCAACAAGGCGUGUCUUGCAAAGAAAAAUUUAACGUCGAUAUCAGUACGAUAGAAAUGUACGGAGCUAUAAAAUCCAAUGCAGAACUAAUGAAAAACGCGAUCUCAGAUGAUAAAAAUGAAAUUUUAAAAAAUUUAGAAAAUUUAGUAGCAUUAAAAACUUUGAAAAUUGAUCCUGGGAUGAAUACAGACUUAAUUGUUGGAUAUGCACUAAAAUGGAUAGAAGGGACUAAUGAUGUUAAUGGAGACCAGAGGAUGAUAAAUCAACAAGUUAAUCAAGACCCUGAAACAAGUAGAAGCAUGCUGAAAAUCAUAAAGGGGCUUGAAAUAACAGACGAAAAAUUAUUAAGUCUCCCUCCGUGAGCAAACAAAAAAAUAUUGUUCGCUCACGGAGGGGUUAUUUUUUUUAAAAAAAAAAUUAUAUAGAAAUUUAAAAAAAUCCACUUCGCAAAAAUUGGAAACCAAAUAUGAUUUAAUUUGUAAUUUUUAUGUUUUAAAAUGCAACUUGUUUAAAAUUAAAUAGAAUUGGCUCGAGAUUUCAUUAUACUAAUUAUUACUUAUUUUCUAUUAAACAAAUUUUUGUUCGCUGGGUGGGUUUUUGAGAGCAAAAAAUAAGGAUUUUUCUAAUGGUUUUGUUUGCUCACGGAGGGAGGGAGUAAGCAGAAUAGAAUUUAUAAAGAAAAAACUCCCAGAUGCACCUUCUAAUGAAGAAAUUGCCUGAAUUAACCAUCGAAGUCAGUUAACCAUAAUAGCCCCAAAAUAUCUUCAUGCUCAAGUUGAGGUAUAUAAGUGCAGAAUUAUAUGAAAAGGCCAAGAAAUAGAAGCUGCAAUAAAAACUUAUAAAGAUGACAAUGGCAAAAGUUGGGAAAGGUGCCAAAAAGAAGCUGAAAUUUUAUUGAAAUUAUCGGGGAAAUCAAAAUAUUUUUUAAAUUUUUAUGGCUGCUUUGCAGAUGAAAUAAUAGAAAAGGGCCUCAAAAAAUACUGCUCAAAUAUCGUAAUGGAAUUCUGCCCAUGGACACUUACUGAAAUAAUAGCAACUAGACAGAAUCAAAAUCAAGUAUUUACGCCGAAAGAAUUAUGUUCAUUAUUCAUAGACUUAUUAGAAGCUUUUAUACACUUAAUCAUCCAUUUAACAGUGAACACUAUGUUUUGUUUAUUAUAUUUGGAAUAUACCUUAUAAAUUUUUUUAUUUUUAUAAUGCUUCUUUAUCUUAAUUUAAUUGAAGAUAAGUGAAAGCCUUGUUGCUAUCACAGUUAUCAAGGAUUUCAUAGAAUAUUUAUCCACCUUGCAGCGGCACCAGCUAGAGCAUUGACGACUGAGAUGAUUUGCUUGAUAAGCUAGCUGAGAGCAUCACCUUUCUACUUCUUCAGCCUUUGAUGCAUAGAUAGCUGAAUUACCAUUCCUCAUGCCUCUAGUUUUAAGCUGAGUUCUGUGUCCCUGCUUUUGGGAUCGGUGCAAUGCAGGUUUUAUAAAAUUGAAUUUCUGGUCGACCGUCGAAAAAGAUCUGAAGGGGCUUUCCAAAUCAGAGCUCUUCCUUCUACAUCAGGCGAAAUUAUCACUGAAAACGGACUAGGCUGGGCUCGGUGCAUUACUGGAAUUUCUUACCUAGCAUAGCUGCCCAUUUAGAUAGGCAAAGACUUACCGGAUAUAAUUAAAUAUGUGCUUUAGGCUGGCUGCAUGGCGGGAGAGAGACAUAAUAUUUAUUAUUUUUAUAUAAUUUUAAUAGAAAAAUUUAAAAAUUAGAUAAUACUUUGAUUAAAAAUAAAAUAGCUUUAUAAAAAUUUCUCCUAACUCCCCCCCCUCCGUGAGUGAACAAAAAAAUUUUGUUCACUCACGGAGGGGGUUAAUUUUUUUUUUUAAAAAAAUUUAUUUAUAAAUUUUAUAAGAAAUAUUUUUUUCGAAAUUAAAAAAAAUCUAAUUCGCAAGAAUUUGAAAGCAAAUAUUAAUUUAAUUUAUAAAAUUUAUGUUUUAAAAGGCAAUUCGUUUUUAAAUUAAACAGAAUUAGCUCUAGAUUUCAUUAUAUUAAUUAUCAUUUAUAUAUCAAAAUUUUUUUCCAUAAAAAUUUUUUCUAUUAAAACAAUUUUUGUUCACUCACAGAGGGUGGGUUUUUGGGCAAAAAAUAGCGAUUUUUCUAAUGGUUUUGUUCACUCACGGAGGGGGGGGGGAGUAAAUAAAACUUUAUUUUUUCAUACGUUUUUUCUUAUAAUAUAUUUUGAUCGCCAUUGCAAUUGCAGUCAAAAUCAAUUUUUAAAUCUACAUCUAUUUUUUUUAAUUAUUAAAUGCUGCCUAACUCCUCUCUUUAAUCGAAACAAAAUAUUCAUUUUUGUGUAAAUUAAACCCCCUUAAAUAGGAACAAAAUCUCUUAAUUCGUUAGGUAAAAUGACACAUAAAUCAUAAAUAUCCAUAUAAUUUUUCAAUUUUAAAAAUUAUAAUAUAUCUAAAAAAUUGGUAUUUUUGGAAAUUAUAAAUUUAUAUUUUAUGAAAUUUAAUAUAAUUUUUCCAAAAUAAAAUUAAGCCCCUUUAAUAUGGAACAGAAUUUUUUGCUCCGAUUUAAAGGGGAGUAAGAAUAAACAUUAGGAAUAACUUCAUUCAUAUUAUUUGGGAGUUAGCAAGCUUAAAAAUUUAUCACCAGGAUAUAAAGCCAGAAAAUAUUUUAUUACUAAUUAAAUGAAACGCGGAUUUAAUAUCAAUAUAAUUUUAAUAAGAAAAUAUAUCUAUUUGCAAUGAUUAUAUUAGAUUAUUAUAAGUUCGAACGGGUCUUCGGGGUUUAUCUCAAGCCCUCUCUGCCUUAUCGGCUUCAAGUUCCUCGCCUUAGUCCUGAUUUGCACUCACACCCUUUUCUAUUGACGUCACAAAAAAAUUGUGACAGUCAGCAUUUCUUGGGAAGACUUAUCUAGGUACUUCCUUAAACAGCCCUUAGCGGUAGGCAUAAUCUAUCUUGGGUAAGAGAUAGGAUUCGACCCAAUUCUCUUUCUGGUCUCAAUUGCCCUUCUCAUUCAUAAGUAUGGAGUUGUCUUGCGGACUCUAGCCUUCUCGUCUAUGGAUUGGAGUAAAAGCCCAGCCAUGGUGCCCCGACCAGGGAAAAAAAACCACCCCGGACACAAAGUUCCAUGCCCCAUCUCUCUUAAACCCAAAAACUCCAAGGUAUGGUAGAAGGACAGGUCAGAUAAGUCACCAUUCUAUUUGUAUUAUUUUACAAUGAAAAUAAAUAUUUCUUCUUAUUGACUAUUCACAUAUUACAUAUAUAUUAAUCCUCAUGUUUACUAUAAAUGAUCAUAGAGUAUUUUAGGAAUAUUCGCUGACGAGAAUGGCAGUUUGCAAAUAAAAAUUGCUGAUUUCAAUGUUUCAGGACAUUCUGACAGAAUAGAAUAUACUUCAAGCCCGACUGAGGAACAUGGUGUAUAUGGAACAGUAAGCUUUAUGGCUCCAGAAGUAAGAGAACCAUACAUUAAUGGUCAAAAAACAGCCAAGUUUAAGCGAGAAAAAGCUGACGUUUUUUCACUUGGGUUGGUAUUUUACCUUCUCGCAACUUUUAAAAAUAUAUCAAGAUUUAAUGAAAAUCCUUAUAGGAGAGAAGAAGUGCUUCAGGAUAUAGAAACUGACUGGAUUAAGAAUAUAAUAUAUAGCAUGCUGAAUUUUAAUUAUAGAGAAAGACCUUCAUUUAAAAAAGCACUCUCACAAUUGAUGAGUGAAACAACAAGGGUAAGAGAAACCUAA